This is a messenger RNA of Oreochromis aureus, 2602 nucleotides long. RefSeq names its product dehydrogenase/reductase SDR family member 7C-B-like. The transcript is spliced from 7 exons. Gene Ontology annotation, cellular component: sarcoplasmic reticulum membrane. The record is from RefSeq and is a predicted model, not a curated record. Lineage: Eukaryota; Metazoa; Chordata; Actinopteri; Cichliformes; Cichlidae. Gene Ontology annotation, biological process: regulation of release of sequestered calcium ion into cytosol by sarcoplasmic reticulum. The coding region runs from base 105 to 1040 and encodes 311 amino acids. Gene Ontology annotation, molecular function: all-trans-retinol dehydrogenase (NAD+) activity.
GGUUGGGCUGCUGUCAUGUCACAGGAGCUGUGCUGAGGAGAGCAGCUACAGCUCCUCAGGAGAGGAAUUAAACUUGACUACCUGCAGAGGCCCAGGAAGCGGAGAUGGACUCGGCGUGGACCACCACUGUGCUCCUGGUGCCCUGUGUGGUCCUGCUAACAGCUGGAUUUUUCUACCUCUAUGGUGUAAUCAUGGGACUGUUGUCCAACAAGUCUGUACGCAACAAGGUGGUGGUUAUAACUGAUGCUUUAUCUGGGCUUGGAAAAGAGUGUGCAGGCGUGUUUCACAAAGGAGGCGCGAGGCUGAUCCUCUGUGGGAAAAACUGGGAGAAACUCGAAGAACUGGCUGAUGAUUUGGCAAAUGCUUCGGAUCCAACAGUGACGUUUCCUCCUAAGCUGGUGCUGCUGGAUUUUGCAGAUAUGGACAGCAUGCCUGAGGCAAUCGCAGAGAUCCUGGACUGUUAUGGCUGCCUGGAUAUUAUUAUCUUUAACAGCAGCAUGAAGGUGAAAGCUCCGGCACAGACUCUGUCUCUGGAGGUGGACAAACUGCUGAUGGACAACAACUACUUUGGGCCCGUCACUCUGGCUAAAGGUGUGCUGCCCUCCAUGAUCUCCAGGAGAAGUGGUCACCUGCUGCUGGUUAACAGCAUCCAAGGGAGACUAGCUGUGCCUUUUCGCAGUACCUACGCAGCCUCUAAACACGCUGUUCAGGCCUUCUUUGACUGCCUGAGAGCGGAGGUGGAGGAGUACGGCAUCUCCGUCAGCACCAUCAGCCACAACUUCAUCAGCUGCUCUGCGUCUGGAGCCCCAGUCACCUCCAAGUCCCUGUGGUCAUUGUUGUACACUAAGAAGCCCCUCGGCGUUUCUCCUGAUGAAGCUGCCGCGGAGAUUGUGAAGACUUUAAACAAUAAGAGGAAAGAGGUGGUGAUUGCUCCCUCGCUCCCUAAGAUGGCCAUUUACGCCAGGUCCUUCUUCCCAAAUGUGUUCUUUGCUGUGAUUGGUGCAGGGGUGAAGAACGCUGCCAUCGCCGCUGAGAUGUAGCUACUGCCUCAGCACCAGGAUGAUGAGACACAUGACACGAGGUUUUUAACAAAUCAGUGGAAGUCAAAGAUAUUUUAUUGAUUAUCUGAUGUUCGUGGCUAGUUAGCUGGAAAAAAAAGGCCCAACAGUCCCAGAUUUAAUCCACAUCACAUUAUCUGUUGCUGUUGGUUUAAUUGAAUUGUGGGAAAAUCAGCUAUGUGAUUUUCAUGAAUCAUGAAGCUGCCACACAGAGUGGGGUCCAACAACAGAUGUUUGCCUCUGAGCUCCUAAGUGGGUAAAUCCAGCCUGUGUGGAUUAGUGUUUUGUCUUAUACUCAGAUUUGUGUGUAAAAUAUUGAUUUUCUUCAUUUUAAUAAACAGAGUUUCCUUAAAACUCAACAAUCAGGAGUUACAGGACUUAUAGGACUUACUCAUAUUUAUAAAUGUUAACUUCUUUAGUUUUCAUAGUAUUUCUAUCAAAAAGUGAGGUAUUAAAGAGAUUUUGCAUCUUUUGCUGAAUUUGUGGAACUAUUGCUGUAGGUUUUUUUUUUAAUUUUUUUUAAAUUUUUUUUUAAAAAGCUUGUUAACAUACUAUUGUUGGCACCGAGAUCAGAUGUAAGACUAUGGACAAAUGUUAUUUUACAGGUUUCUAAUUAUAACCUGAUCUUAGAAAGAAUUUCCUGAAAAUGACCACAUAAUUUAGUACUUAUUAUAGCGACAAUGGGAUUUUUAUUCUAUUUAAACUAUAAUCAAAGUAUUAUGAACUAAGUACUCAUUAUUCAUUCAUCAUGAAAUGUGUCAUUUACUGUAUGAGUCAUGGUUUGAAGUGUAAUAAUUACUUUCACUACUGCCACUGAAAAUAAAUACAUGUAUAUUUAUAAAUAAAUAAUACAAAUAACAAGCUUGCACAAAGCUAAAAAUUUCAAAUUAUUUCUGAAUAAGCUGACAUUUCAAGAAACUAACCUGAAAUUUGUAACUUAAGUGUGGCGUUUUUUUUUCAAGAAGAAGAAACGAGCUUCCAUACCUCACUGACUAAACCUCACAGAGAAAUGAAAAAAAAAAUAAAAAAUAAAAAAAUAAAUACUAUAUCUAUACAUUUUACUGCUCUAUAAUUUACGGCACAUUUUUUGGAAAUGUUUGUAUUUACUUGACUCGAAUUAACAGAUACAUUUACAAACAGCUUUUUAUAUGGAUGAUGUCCGGUGUUAUUGAUGCUCAGCUUUAACAGAAUGCUUGGAAAUAAGAUACAAAUAUUUUCAUAAUUGGGUUCAUGUUUAUGAUCUGCUUGGCUGCCCCACAUAAACAUCAGGAAAUAGUUAGGGAUGUUUCAAGGUCAUGAAAUUUAUGACUGUGAAGAAACACACAAGCUAUAUAUAUAUAUCCUAGCUGCUUUUGUCCGAGGUGCUCUUUGAAAUAAAAUCACUGGAUUAAAUAAAUCAAUCAUAUUGAAACACCUCUGGGCUCUUACUUGAACAGUUAUUUUGAAGCAAAAUCUAAAUUAAUUUCAACUUAAAUUUCAAUGGUGGGACAUAAAAACUGCAUGCAUGGAAUGAUUAUUCUUAAAAAUCAUUUUAUAAACUCUGU